CAGUGGUUAGUAAUAAUAGUGGUGACAGUUGUGAUGGAAAAGAUGAUUAAUGUUGUAGUGACUAAUGUGAUGGUAACUGAAGAACGUGUGGUAGUUAACGAUAUGUUGUUGUCAAUUAGCAACCGUACUAAUUGUAAUAAUGAAAAUAGUGUAGUAGAUAUUGAUCGCAGUGAUGAUAAUGUGAUUGAUAGUGAUAGAAGAAAGGGUGGACUGUUUGAUGGAGGUGGAGGUGACUUGUAGUAGUAGAAGUGGUUAGGGAUCGUGUAGAAGUGGUUAGGGAUCGUGGUUGGUGGUUAGUGACGUAAUUAUAUAUAAUUAACCAUAGUGAUAAUGAUGAUAAUGGCAAAGAUGAUUGGUAAUGAUGUGAUUGUGGAUAAAAUGGUAAGAAAAGUUAUCCACACUCCGCCAAGAUAGACUGAGGCGGCUGUUUUUAUUUACGUUUAUAUCAAAACAUUUAUUAGAAGCUGAGUGAUUUGCCGCAUCCCAUCGUUACGUCCCACUACAUUAUUGAUGUUGAGUCAUUCAUUGAACCUGAGACCACAAAAAAACAAAAAGGACUCUAUGGCGAUUUAUCCCCUCGUUGAAAAGGAAAAUGAAAUAUGUAUCUGUUUGUUUGAUUUUAUUUAAAAGAAUGACACAUACUCUACUUGUUUAAUUUUUCGACAAUGUUUACUACUAUUUCCAGAAAGGGGUAUAUGAUCAAUAAGAAAGGGUGAAAUAUUAUUGCAUUGAGAUAUUGAUAAAAAAAAUUAUAUUACAGUAUAAGAAAAUAACAGUGAAUUGAAUGGAUAACAAGAGUCAAGAUUGACAUCUAAGGUGCUAUCAAGCUUUUGAUUGGUUUACACAAGCCGCCGCCUAUAUUUACUGCAUUAAUACCUCUUAGGUCAUUUCAGUAUCCACCUAACAGAAUUGAUUGCUAAAGGGGCCUCAUAUGCUUCUAUUUUUUAAACUUAUAAAGUCAAAUGAAUAUUUGGUGUCUUAACAAGUGUAAUAUAGUGAGUGAACAUGGGAUCAAGAAAUAUUUGGUUUCCUUCUUCUUUACAUCUAGUCUUGCUUUCAUGGGUUUUUUUUGCUCAUCUAUUUUUAGCUUUAGCACAAAGAUCCACUUACAUUGUCCAUCUUGACAAGUCCUUUAUGCCUAAUGUCUUUGCUCAUCACCAUCAUUGGCAUUCUUCCACUCUUGAUUCUAUCAAAGCUGUUGUUCCUUCAUCAGUAGACAGAUUCCACUCUGCCCCAAAACUUGUUUAUUCCUAUGACAAUGUGUUUCAUGGCUUCAGUGCUGUUUUGUCCAAACAUGAACUGGCAGCUUUGAGGAAGUCACCAGGUUUCAUUUCAGCAUACAAAGACAGAACUGUGGAACCUCAUACUACCCAUACAUCUGAUUUCCUUAAGCUUACUCCUUCGUCGGGGUUGUGGCAAGCUUCUGGUUUAGGACAAGAUGUGAUCAUUGGUGUUCUUGACGGUGGAAUCUGGCCAGAAUCCGCGAGUUUCAGAGAUGAUGGUAUGCCUGAAAUACCCAAAAGGUGGAAAGGUAUUUGCAAUCCAGGCACUCAGUUUAAUACUUCAAUGUGCAACAGAAAACUCAUUGGGGCUAAUUACUUCAAUAAGGGAAUUUUGGCGAAUAAUCCUACUGCGAAAAUCUCCAUGAAUUCUGCCAGGGAUAAUGAUGGUCAUGGCACACAUUGCGCUUCCAUCGCUGCUGGGAACUUUGCUAAAGGUGCUUCUCAUUUUGGAUAUGCACCGGGGACAGCAAGAGGGGUUGCUCCACGAGCUAGGAUAGCGGUCUACAAGUUUAGCUUUGAUGAAGGAACACUAUCAUCAGAUUUAAUUGCUGCUAUGGACCAAGCUGUUGCAGACGGUGUUGACAUGAUAUCCAUUUCUUAUGGAUACCGUUUCAUUCCCUUGUAUGAAGAUGCUAUAUCCAUUGCUUCUUUCGGAGCUAUGAUGAAGGGAGUAUUGGUCUCAGCUUCAGCUGGAAAUGAAGGUAGCGGUUCAUCUGUAGAAAAUGGAUCUCCAUGGAUCUUGUGUGUGGCAUCAGGCCACACUGACAGGAGAUUUGGAGGAACUUUGACUUUAGGCAAUGGAUUAAAAAUUAGGGGGUGGACCUUGUUUCCUGCAAGAGCCUUUGUCAGGGAUUCUCCAGUUAUAUACAACAAGACUCUAGCCGCUUGCGAUUCAGAUGAAUUGUUAUCGCAAGUUCCUGAUCCCGAACGCACCAUCAUCAUCUGUGAUUACAAUGCAGAUGAAGAGGGUUGGGGUUUCUCUAGCCAAAUUUCUCACGUCAUCAGAGCGAAACUUAAAGCAGGCAUCUUUAUUUCUGAGGAUCCAGAAGUUUUCAGGUCUUCUUCAUUUCCCUACCCAGGAGUUGUGGUUGACAAAAAGGAAGGGAAACAAAUCAUCAAUUACGUUAAAAAUAGUGUUUCUCCGACUGCUACAAUCACGUUCCAAGAAACUUACGUGGAUGGAAGCCCAGCCCCAGUUGUUGCAGGAGACUCCGGACGAGGGCCCUCCAAAAGCUACUUGGGAAUUGCAAAGCCAGAUAUUAUGGCGCCAGGGGUACUGAUUCUUGCAGCAUUUCCACCUAAUCUCAUUUCAGAUAGUAUUCAGAACAUACAAUUAACCACUGAUUACGAGCUUAAAUCAGGCACAUCCAUGGCUGCACCUCAUGCUGCUGGAAUUGCAGCAAUGCUAAAAAGUGUGCAUCCCGAAUGGAGUCCUUCAGCUAUUCGCUCUGCCAUGAUGACAACAGCAAACCAUUUGGAUAAUACUCAAAAUCCUAUUAGAAGGGAUAAUAAUAGGGUAGCCACACCCCUAGAAAUGGGAGCAGGACACGUUGACCCGAACAAAGCUCUUGAUCCCGGCCUCAUAUAUGAUGCCACUCCACAAGAUUACAUAAAUCUUAUAUGCUCUUUGAAUUUCACGGAAGAGCAGUUCAAAACAUUUGCAAGAUCAUCAGCCAAUUACAACAACUGCUCAAAUCCAUCAGCUGAUCUCAAUUACCCAUCAUUCAUUGCGUUGUACCCAUUCAGCAUCGAGCGCAAUUACACCUGGUUGGAGCAGAAAUUCAGGAGGACCCUUACUAAUGUUGGUAAAGGUGAAACAACUUAUAAAGUGAAGAUAGAAACUCCGAAGAAUUCCACAAUUUCAGUGUCUCCGCGAACUCUGGUGUUUAAGGGGAAAAAUGAUAAGCAAAGUUAUAGUUUGACAAUUCGAUAUAUAGGUGAUAGUGAUCAGAGUACGAACUUUGGGUCGAUCACUUGGGUUGAAGAGAAGGGUAACCACUCUGUUAGGAGUCCUAUAGUGACGUCUCCCAUAAUCGAGGUCUGGGGUAGCUAGUGAUGACUAGGGCCAUCAGAUUCUUGAGUUUUAGAGGUAUAAAGGGAAAUGAAGUGAGAUAAAAAUUAAAAAAAAAAUUGUAUAUUUCUUUCUAUGUGAAUGUACAAGCUAAAAGUUUUUGCUUUGAACAAAUGAGGGCAAGCUAAUGAAUAUGUGCGCAGAGAAUACUGGUUUACAGUAGUUGAAGUUUCAUUGUAAUUAAUAAACAUGAUGUUGAGUUAAUAAUACCAUGCUAAUUAAUUCAAUA
Solanum pennellii is the source of this 3583-nucleotide messenger RNA. RefSeq names its product subtilisin-like protease SBT1.9. Gene Ontology annotation, molecular function: serine-type endopeptidase activity. Gene Ontology annotation, biological process: proteolysis. The record is from RefSeq and is a predicted model, not a curated record. Bases 1006 to 3336 code for a protein of 776 amino acids. NCBI's taxonomy places the organism in Eukaryota, Viridiplantae, Streptophyta, Magnoliopsida, Solanales, Solanaceae. The transcript has a single exon.